GUCAUCUUUUCGCCCAAAGCCGGUGACUUUUUUUGGUUCCAACCCAAACCCAACUUGCAUAGAUUAGUUUUGUUCUCAGGAUAUUAUUGGAAAUUUGGAAUUAGGGUUGGUGGGUUUGAUCUACCGGAGCACUGUGUCAGUGAAAGUCUUAAGCUUUGAGACUUUUAAGAGGUGCUUCUCUGCUUAAGCUUAAUGCCAUUGAAGAAGGCUCUGAGUUAGAGUUUGGUCGUUUUUCAAGUACCCAAUUCGCAGUAGAAAAUAUUAGUUUACCACUUGAUGUCGUGGGCAGGCCCAGAAGACUCUCUCCUCUCCACUUCUCUGGCGAGCUAUCUUGACAAAAAGCUUCUUGUCUUAUUGCGAGAUGGGCGCAAGCUCUUGGGGUUACUACGGUCUUUUGACCAGUUUGCUAAUGUUGUGCUUGAAGGUGCAUGUGAACGAGUUAUUGUCGGUGAUCUUUAUUGUGACAUCCCAUUAGGUCUGUAUGUAAUCCGUGGGGAGAAUGUAGUCUUAAUUGGAGAACUGGAAUUGAAUAAAGAGGAGCUUCCCCCGCAUAUGACUCUGGUACCCGAAGCAGAGAUAAAAAGGGCUCAGAAAGCAGAGAGGGAUGCUUCAGACUUAAAAGGCUCCAUGAGAAAAAGAAUGGAGUUCCUUGAUUUCGAUUAACUUGUCCUCCCAUUUAUCAUGGGUUCAUGCCAUGUCCGCAAAAUUUUAGUGCGACAGUGACCCAAGUUUCAGUAGGAGGGCAAAAGGAAGAAGCAAAGAAGAGAAAUAGUUAUCAGUUCUGAGGACUCACUGAACCUGGGAAGGAAAGUUGUGUUUUGGGUUCUAUAGAAUUGGCUCGGGUCUCAGUUGGCAAUUGCUUCUCUGUUGAACAUUAUUUUGAUUUUCCAUUGUUACUUGGCACAGUUGGUCAUUUUAUUUGUAUGAUGGUAAUUCCUUAUAAAUUCACUUUUCCCUUUA
Molecule: messenger RNA, 960 nt
Organism: Rosa rugosa (rugosa rose)
Lineage: Eukaryota; Viridiplantae; Streptophyta; Magnoliopsida; Rosales; Rosaceae
Product: sm-like protein LSM1B
Exons: 5
Coding region: 277-663 (128 amino acids)
Biological process (GO): deadenylation-dependent decapping of nuclear-transcribed mRNA
Cellular component (GO): P-body; Lsm1-7-Pat1 complex
Molecular function (GO): RNA cap binding
Source: RefSeq, a predicted model, not a curated record